AUUGGGACCCUUGUUUCCUCGUGAGAGAAUUAUCAAUCUUGGGGCUUGAAGAGCACGUUCGUACUAUAAAGCAGAUGCGGAGAUUCUUGAUUAACCAAGCUAAAGGUCUCGUCGACCAUUCUCGUCGUCAACAUCACAAAAGUCCAAGCUUUCUCUCUCCUCAAUCUCGUCCUCUUGCUUCUCCUGCUUCUGCUUCUCUUGUUUCUCUGUCUCGUUUCUUCUCUUCUACUUCGGAUAUGUCUGCUUCUGAUUCCACUUCUUCUCUUCCCGUUACUGUUGACUCCAUCAAUCCCAAGGUUCUGAAAUGUGAGUAUGCUGUUCGUGGAGAAAUUGUCAACAUUGCUCAGAAGUUGCAAGAAGACUUGAAGGCUAAUAAGGAUGCUUAUCCCUUUGAUGAGAUAAUCUAUUGCAACAUUGGGAAUCCUCAAUCUCUUGGUCAACUGCCUAUAAGGUUCUUCCGAGAGGUUCUCGCAUUGUGUGACCACUCAAGCCUUUUGGAUGAGUCUGAAACACAUGGUUUGUUCAGUAUCGAUUCAAUUGACCGAGCAUGGAAGAUUUUGGACCAAAUUCCCGGAAGAGCGACUGGUGCUUACAGUCACAGCCAGGGUAUCAAAGGAUUACGUGAUGUAAUUGCAGCUGGAAUCGAAGCACGUGAUGGCUUCCCCGCUGAUCCAAAUGAUAUUUUCUUGACUGAUGGUGCAAGUCCAGCGGUUCACAUGAUGAUGCAACUUCUCUUGAGCUCAGAGAAAGAUGGUAUUCUUUGCCCGAUUCCUCAGUAUCCAUUGUACUCUGCUUCAAUUGCCCUCCAUGGUGGAUCUCUGGUUCCGUACUAUCUUGAUGAAGCAACCGGAUGGGGACUGGAAAUAUCUGACCUUAAGAAGCAACUGGAGGAAGCUAGGUCGAAGGGCAUCGCUGUAAGGGCCUUGGUUGUCAUAAACCCCGGUAACCCAACUGGGCAGGUUCUUGCGGAAGAAAACCAGCGUGACAUUGUUAAUUUCUGCAAGCAAGAGGGUUUGGUUCUUUUAGCUGACGAGGUCUACCAAGAAAAUGUUUACGUCCCUGACAAAAAGUUCCAUUCUUUCAAGAAAGUAGCACGGUCUUUGGGCUACGGUGAAAAGGAUAUCUCGUUAGUCUCGUUCCAAUCAGUCUCCAAAGGAUACUAUGGAGAAUGUGGAAAAAGAGGAGGUUACAUGGAGGUGACCGGAUUCACUUCUGAUGUAAGAGAACAGAUAUACAAAAUGGCUUCGGUGAAUCUUUGUUCUAACAUCUCUGGUCAAAUUCUUGCUAGCCUUGUCAUGAGCCCACCCAAGCCUGGUGAUGACUCAUAUGACUCAUACAUGGCAGAAAGAGAUGGAAUUCUCUCAUCCAUGGCAAAACGUGCAAAGACUUUGGAAGACGCUCUCAACAGUUUAGAAGGCGUUACAUGUAACAGAGCCGAAGGAGCAAUGUAUCUCUUCCCGCGAAUUAGCCUUCCUCAAAAGGCGAUUGAAGCUGCUGAGGCCGAAAAAACUGCGCCAGAUGCGUUCUACUGCAAACGCCUUCUCAAUGCUACUGGUGUAGUUGUAGUCCCUGGUUCUGGCUUUGGACAGGUUCCUGGAACAUGGCACUUUAGAUGCACAAUACUUCCGCAAGAAGACAAGAUUCCGGCGAUAGUGAAUCGUCUCACAGAGUUCCACAAGAGCUUCAUGGACGAAUUCCGCGACUAAAAAACCUGAACAUGAAGAUGACCUUUUGAGAAAAGUGUGAUCAGUUUGAGUUAUUAAA
This is a messenger RNA of Arabidopsis arenosa, 1764 nucleotides long. Lineage: Eukaryota; Viridiplantae; Streptophyta; Magnoliopsida; Brassicales; Brassicaceae. The record is from the annotation of a GenBank genome assembly.